CUUAUAAAUUUUUUCGUUUUAUUUGUUUUUCCUCUUUUUGCUUUCUUUUUCUAUUGAAUUCUUUUCUUUGUUUGCCCUUGUUUGCUUCUUUUGCUUAAAUGCGUCGACCACUGCGCAAAAAGAUCGUCAUCGUCGGCGACGGUGCUUGCGGCAAAACGAGUUUCCUUAUCGUGUAUCAAAAUGGACAAUUUCCUGAAAAAUACCUGCCUACGGUGUUUGAGAAUUAUAUGACGCGACUAGAGUUGGACGGCCAUAAAUCAGUGGAAUUAGCAUUAUGGGAUACGGCAGGGCAAGAAGACUAUGAUCGUUUACGACCGCUAUCCUAUUAUGAAACCGAUGUCGUCUUGAUAUGUUUUGCAGUUGACAACCCGAUAUCAUUGCAGAAUGUGCGUGACAAGUGGUUACCCGAAGUAAAGCAUUAUUGUGGCAAUGUCGCGCUUGUGCUCGUGGGACUCAAAGUCGAUUUACGCAAAAAUACUACUUCUUCCGCCUCGAUGGUCACGCCCCAACAGGGAGCGGCAUUGGCCAAGGAAAUCAAGGCGAAAUAUUGCGAAUGCAGUGCAAAGGAAAACUUGUACGUAUCGGAUGUCAUCCGAACAGCUGCACAAGUGGCUGUCAAACCAAGGCAUAUUCUCCGUAAACGAUGGUGUCGUAUCCUGUAAAUCCGAUGACGGAUAAUGCGCACAGAAAAAGCGAUCCUUUACCCAUGGGUGAUGAUGAUUUACCCUUCUUCAUUUCAAUCUCCUUCUUCUUUUUUCUUUCUCUCAUAACCAUCUGAUUUUCUCCUUGUAUAUCUUGAUUCUUUGAUUCAUACCCUUUUACUGUUUAGCAUCAUUCCUUUUGGGUCUCUUUAUUUUGCUUGUCUUGAUCUUUCCUCAUUAGACAUAGAGUACAUACUAUCAGGUUUUAUUUAUAUAACGCGUUCCUUUCUUUCUACAUAGCAGAAUCCUUGAUAAAACAACCUUGCUUGUUCAAUCCUGAAUGGCU
Messenger RNA from Radiomyces spectabilis, 987 nucleotides. Its product is annotated as transforming protein RhoA-like protein. The record is from RefSeq and is a predicted model, not a curated record. The transcript has 4 exons. Gene Ontology annotation, biological process: small GTPase-mediated signal transduction. Gene Ontology annotation, molecular function: GTPase activity; GTP binding. Lineage: Eukaryota; Fungi; Mucoromycota; Mucoromycetes; Mucorales; Radiomycetaceae. Bases 99 to 662 code for a protein of 187 amino acids.